AUGAUUUUACUGCAAAAACCUUUUAAUGGACCCAGAUUGAGUAUUACUGAGACUCGAGGAUCAGUAUUCUUUUUGAUUGGUAUAUUAUGUUUGGUAUUUUUCGACCACGACUACAGUCAUGGGGAGACGGAGCAUCCUGAAGGGGUUCAUAAAAGUUUCCUGAUCCAUCAUUUAUAUGAAUUAUUUGUAAACUUUGGACUUUCAGAUCACAAGGUUGGUGUUGUUGUCUUAAUCAGUGCUGUUUGUUUGGACGCUGGGCUAGCUUCUAUUUCUAGGACGUUAGUGACAUCUCUCGGAGGUGCUAAACGUUUAUACAGCCUUUCUGCGUUAAUCAGCUUCAUCAUCUUGAUUCCAUUAUUCCUUCUUACUCACUUCUUAAGCGGAAGUUCCAUUCACGUCGAGGAACAGUCAAAUCUCUUGAAUAUGGUAGAAAAUGUUGAUAAUCCAAUAUCUCAUGAAUCAUCCCAAAGCAUUCCACAAAGAGAUUGGCUAUUUUGGAUGGUUUUUACAAGUAUUAUGCAUGUAAUCGAUUUCUAUGUGACCAGUCUAGUUAGUGGACGACUUGGUGCACAAUCAGUGACUCGUCUUGCUAAAUUGACCGUUGUUAUAACCAGCCUCGCAUUCAGCCUUUUAUGGACAUCUUCAGAUUCUGUUGGACAAUUUGUUUCAUCUGAUCAUAAUGAGAUUCAUGUGAAUAGUUUCUUACUUAAGCAUCAAAUUUCUGUUGGAGUAUUUGUUGCAGUUGUUUGUAUUUUAUAUGCUUCAGAUCUUUUAACUACAGAUAAAUCUGGUUAUGGUCCAGAAGGUAUUUCAAGUGGUCAUUUUAUUGGUUAUUCCAUGGCUGGUUUACCUUUAUUUACUGCUGGACAAACACCUACACAUGGUGCUGCUUUUUUAACGCAUUCAGAUGAAUUUGGUCUAUGGUAUCAUUUACGAGCUACUUUUCAUGGCAUUUUAACUGGACAAGCUUCACGUCGCAUUUUCGCAUUCUUAUGUUUAAAUUUAGCUUUUACAUUUGUAGAACUUUUCUAUGGUGUAUGGACGAAUAGUUUAGGUUUAAUUUCUGAUGGUUUUCAUAUGUUAUUCGAUUCAGCAGCACUUGUAGUAGGAUUAUACGCUGCAGUAGUAUCACAUUGGAAACCGACACGUAUAUUUUCAUUUGGAUAUAACAGUGCAGAGAUUCUCUCUGGACUUGUCAAUGCAUUAUUCCUAUUGGUUAUAUCCGGAUCAGUAUUUGUCAAUGCAGUUGUGCGUAUUCAUCAACCACCAGAUAUUAAAACUGACAAAUUAUUGGCUGUAUCUGUUUUAGGCUUACUUGUAAAUAUUGUUGGUGUUGUCGCUCUGGGUCAUGCUCACAGUCAUGGGGGCCAUGGUCACAGUCAUGGAGGACAUGGCCACAGUCAUGGUGGACAUAGUCACAGCCAUAGUCAUAGCAGUUCUCACGGUCAUAGUCAUGGUGACAGCUCUCAUGGACAUUGUCAUAAUCACGAGAAUAGUCACAACCAUAGUCGAAAUCAUAGUCACAGUCCAAACAAAUCUCAUUCUCAUCACUCUGAUCAUGAGCCUACUGUAGCAGUUCAUGAUGAAGAACUUCAUUAUGGUCAUACGUGCGGACAGCAGCGUCAUUGUGGAUCACAUAAACCACAUAAAUCUGAAACAGAAGAUGCUAACCUACGAGGUGUGUAUUUACAUGUACUUGCUGAUACUUUAGGUAGUGUCAGUGUAAUAUUUAGUUCAUUUCUAGUGACUACUUAUGGUUGGAAUAUAGCUGAUCCUAUUUGUUCAAUGUUUAUUGCUUGUGUAAUUGGUUAUUCAGCGAUGCCUUUAUUGAAUGAUACACUUAGUUUGCUUACUUUAAAAGUACCAGAUGAAUUUAAUUCUAAAUUAAUGGUUAAAAAAAUAUUACAAGUGGAUGAAGUUGUUUCUGUUUCCAAUCCAUUCAUUUGGACGCAUACACAUAAUUCUGUUUGUGUUUGUGUAACAGUUCGAAUUCAGUCCAAUGCUUCAGAACAAGUGCUAUUACGAAAGACUUUUUAUUUUCCCACAAUUCUCCUCUAUAUCUGUGUUCUUUCAAAUGUGACUGAUUAA
Messenger RNA from Schistosoma turkestanicum, 2088 nucleotides. The record is from the annotation of a GenBank genome assembly. Lineage: Eukaryota; Metazoa; Platyhelminthes; Trematoda; Strigeidida; Schistosomatidae.